Messenger RNA from Camellia sinensis, 1341 nucleotides. Lineage: Eukaryota; Viridiplantae; Streptophyta; Magnoliopsida; Ericales; Theaceae. The record is from RefSeq and is a predicted model, not a curated record.
AGAGAAAUAGAUGUUUUCCAGCUCCAGUGGUAUGCCUACUACAUGUUCAGAGCGCUUGCAGGUUUACAUAAGCAGGGAAUAGUUCAUAGAGAUGUUAAACCUGGCAACUUCCUUUUUUCUCGUAAGGUCAAUAAAGGAUAUCUCAUUGAUUUUAACCUUGCUAUGGAUCUGCAUCAGAAGUAUGGAGCUAUUGGUAAGCUGUUGCUUCUUUAUUUUUCUAUUAUUUACUGGAUUAAUGGAAUUACUUUGCACAAUUUCACCGACAAAUCAAAGGUGGGCCAUGAUGUGAGUUUUAAUCAUGUUCCUCCUGCCCACACCAAGUCUCUUCCUCCUACCAAUCAGAAGUUUCUGGUCAGUAAAUCUUCGGAAGCAAUCAACAAGCAGACAGGAAAAAGGUCCAAGCUCCUUUUAUCACCCAAAAAUCUGAAAAAGAAGGCGGUAGACCAAACAAAUGCCUUUUCUGAAUUAGGCAGUAGGAAUGUGAUGAAAAGCCAAGGUGCAGAUGGCUCUGGGGUAACUUCAGCUAAGGAUGCAACAAGCACAAGAACUCCUUCAGCGGAAAGGUUGAGGGAACCGAUUCCAUGCCAAGGUGGGAAGGAGCUGAUCAGCCUGGUGCAUAAAGCAAUGCAGGGUUCAAAUUAUGAAGCACUCAGUGUUCCAGCUCCUAAGAGAAAGAGGGUCGUCGCACUUCCGGGAAAAGUAGAUAGAAAACUUGUUUACCUUACUCCAAUGCCAGUGCACUCUGCUGGCAUUGCUGUUGCUGGUGCUGGCCUCCUGAAAAACAAAGGGGAUGGGAAGCAAAAGAGAGAAGGCCCUUGUGUUGGAACCAAGGGCUUUCGGGCUCCAGAGGUAUUGUUCAGGUCACCACAUCAAGGCCACAAAGUGGAUAUCUGGUCUGCUGGGGUCACCUUACUUUACUUGAUGAUUGGAAGAACACCAUUUACUGGUGAACCUGAACAGAACAUAAAGGAAAUUGCAAAGUUAAAGGGCAGUGAAGAUCUCUGGGAAGUGGCAAAGCUACAUAACCGUGAAUCUUCAUGUCCAGUGGACCUUUUUGAUGUGAAAUUUUUGACAUCCACAAGACUGCGAGAUUGGUGCAAACAGAACACAAAAAGACCAGAAUUCUUGGAGUUUAUUCCAAGAUCACUAUUUGAUCUUGUGGAGAAGUGCCUGACGGUGAAUCCGAGAUCGAGGAUAAGUGCAGAGGAAGCGCUGAGGCACGAGUUUUUCACUCCAUGCCAUGAUGGCCUAAGACAGGAAAGGCUGCUCAGGAAAGGGCUCAGCUUGGACUCUAGAACUACUCAGCUUUUGCAUAGACAGUUAGGCGUGAGGAUCCUCUAG